This is a messenger RNA of Peronospora matthiolae, 1539 nucleotides long. The record is from the annotation of a GenBank genome assembly. Lineage: Eukaryota; Oomycota; Peronosporomycetes; Peronosporales; Peronosporaceae.
AUGGAAUCAAGCGACUCCGGCAAGUGGAAAGAAGCGUGUGACUCGGAGUUCGAUUCGCUUCAAAAAAAAGACACGUGGGAAAUCGUGCCUCUUCCGAAAGGUCGCAAGGCCAUCGGGUGCCGAUGGGUUUUUCGUGUAAAGGAGAAUCAAGAUGGCGAAGUUGAACGUUUCAAGGCAAGACUUGUGGCCAAAGGAUUCUCACAGAAAUUCGGAGCUGACUAUGAAGAAACUUUCGCACCGGUGGCCAAGUUCACAUCGAUUCGUGUGGUGCUCAGUAUGGCCGCUAAGUACGGCCUAAUGCUACAUCAGAUGGACGUCAAGACAGCGUUUCUUAACGGCUCCCUCAACGAAGACAUCUACAUGGACCAGCCGGACGGAUACCUGGAUGCAACACAGCCGGACUAUAUGGGAUUCAAGAAGUGCGAAUCGGACCACUGCAUCUACAUCAAGCGAGACGACCAAGACAUGAUUCUCGUGGUGCUCUACGUCGAUGAUCUCAUCCUGGCCAGCAGCAACAACGAACUCCUCAAGUCAACCAAGAUGGCGCUGAGCAAACGCUUCGAAAUGACGGAUCUCGGUGAGCUCGAUUACUUUCUCGGCAUGGAGAUCAAGAACGACCGUAAGACGGGAAUGGUGACUGUACAACAAACCAAGUUUCUCAAGUCCGUGUUAACCAAGUUCGGAAUGGAUAACAGCAAGCCAGUGAAGACGCCUCAAGAUCCCGGCCUGAAGCUAACCAAGAACAUGUGUGAACAAGAAUGCAAGCACGAAGACACCAUGUGCAACGUGCCAUAUCGAAGUGCUGUCGGAGGCAUCAUGUAUCUCAUGGUCGCCACACGUCCGGAUCUAGCUGCUGCAGUGGGAUCAUUAUCCCAGUUCUCGUCCGACCCAUGCCCGACUCACUGGCAAGCUUUGAAGCGUGUGCUGAGAUACCUGCAAGCAACGCCCAAUCAUGGUCUUGAGUUUACACGUGAAGAAGGAAGCCGUAUCUGCGGGUACACCGACGCAGACUGGGCCGGCGACAUUGAGUCAAGACGAAACCAGAAACAACGGACGGUCGCGCUAUCUUCAACAGAAGCAGAAUACAUGGCGCUUUCCGAAGCAACCAAAGAAGCAGUAUGGCUCAAGGUGCUUUUGGGGGAACUUGGUGAGAUGACAAGCGACGAAGCGAUCAAGAUGUAUGAAGACAACCAAGGAUCAAUCGCUCUCGCCAAGAACCCGGAGUUCCAUAAGAGAACAAAACACAUCGACAUACGCUACCAUUUUGUGCGUGAGAAGGUGGAAUCAGGUGAAGUCGUUUUGGAGUAUCACCCGACUCAAGAUAUGCUGGCAGACAUGAUGACCAAGCCGAUCGCCGCUGUACAAUUUGAAAACAUUCGCGAUCGACUUGGGAUCCAAGAUGCCGCAGCUAACGAGUCGAGAGGGAGUGUUGAAAAGACAGCGGCUGUGAAGAAGACACCUCGUCAAGCUGCGUCAAGUGUUGAAGCAAGUGGAAGACCAAGCUUCGCUAUACCGGUGGGUACCGGUAUGUACCAGUAA